Messenger RNA from Mercurialis annua (annual mercury), 1220 nucleotides. RefSeq names its product pyridoxal 5'-phosphate synthase-like subunit PDX1.2. The record is from RefSeq and is a predicted model, not a curated record. Bases 234 to 1136 code for a protein of 300 amino acids. NCBI's taxonomy places the organism in Eukaryota, Viridiplantae, Streptophyta, Magnoliopsida, Malpighiales, Euphorbiaceae. Gene Ontology annotation, molecular function: amine-lyase activity. Gene Ontology annotation, biological process: pyridoxine biosynthetic process; amino acid metabolic process; pyridoxal 5'-phosphate biosynthetic process. The transcript has a single exon.
AUACUUUAGUUUUAAAAGAAAAAGAAUGAUCAGAAGAGAAGUUUCUACAUUUUCACAUCACCCACCGACUCAACCAAUCUCGAUUCUUCUCGAACAAACAAAUCCACUCUCUUCCCCUACCGAUCUUCCUAUUUUAAAGAAGAUGAGAUACCCAAAACCAAAAUCCAAUCCCAAGCCACAAUAAACUCUCCACACUGCAUAUUUUACUCCAUUUCAUUGAGGCAUUUUCACAAAUGGAAGACGGAGGAACCGUGACAGUCUACAACAACACCGCCAUUACAGAUUCUAAACAGAACCCAUUCUCAAUCAAGCUCGGCUUAGCUCAAACACUCCGCGGCGGAGCAAUUCUUGAAGUCACAAAUCCCCACCAAGCAAAGCUAGCUGAAGACGCCGGCGCUUGUUCUGUACUAGUAUCAGAGGCACCACUCCGUCAUGGCAUUCAAAGAAUGCCCGACCCUUCGCUUAUCAAACAGAUUAAACGCGCAGUUUCCAUUCCCGUCGUUGCCAGAGCCCGUGUCGGCCAUUUCGUCGAGGCCCAGAUACUCGAAGCUGUUAAUGUCGAGUACAUAGACGAGAGUGAGGUGCUUAGUUAUGCUGAUGAGGAUAAUUUUAUCAACAAGCAUAACUUCGGGACGCCGUUUAUAUGCGGGUGUAGGAGCCUCGGGGAGGCGUUACGGAGAGUCAGAGAAGGCGCCGCGAUGAUACGGAUACAAGGGGAGUUAUCAGGGAGUGGAAAUAUUGCGGAACUUGUGAGAAAUGUGAGGAAUGUAAUGAGUGAGAUUAGGGUUUUGAGUAAUAUGGAUGAGGAUGAGGUGUUUGCUUUUGCUAAAAAGAUUGGUGCACCGUAUGAUGUUGUUGCUCAGACUAAGCAGAUGGGGAGAUUGCCUGUUGUGCAGUUUGGUGCUGGUGGGAUUGUGACUCCUGCUGAUGCUGCAUUGAUGAUGCAGUUGGGGUGUGAUGGAAUUUUUGUUGGGAGUGAGGUUUUUGAUUGCUCUGAUCCAUUUAAGAGAGUGAAGGGUUUAGUGCAGGCUGUUAGGAAUUAUAAUGAUCCUCGUGUGUUGGUUGAGAGUAGCUGUGGAUUGUCGGAGGAGUCGAUUUCAGAACUUAACCUCGGAGAGGACAGGAUCGAACCGUAAUGUUUUGUUCUUGUAUGCUGUGUAAAGCAUCUCAUUGUGUUGAAAUACUUGCAUGAAACUAAUAAAAAUUAUACUUGUUCUUCA